Molecule: messenger RNA, 360 nt
Organism: Coprinopsis cinerea okayama7#130
Lineage: Eukaryota; Fungi; Basidiomycota; Agaricomycetes; Agaricales; Psathyrellaceae
Exons: 2
Coding region: 1-360 (119 amino acids)
Biological process (GO): protein import into mitochondrial matrix; protein insertion into mitochondrial inner membrane
Cellular component (GO): TIM23 mitochondrial import inner membrane translocase complex
Source: RefSeq, a predicted model, not a curated record
AUGGGUGCCCUCAUGGGAGGAGGUGUUGGUCUGACCAUUGGUUUCAUCUUUGGCUCGUGGAGUAUCAUUCGGUAUGCUUUCUCCUCACCUUUCGUCGCGCUGGCCCUGACCGUCCCCAGACAUGGAGCAGGUCCCCGUGGGUUCAUGGCGACACUAUCUCAGUACAUGUUGAGUAGCGCUGCCACCUUCUCCUUCUUCUUGGCCAUUGGCUCGGUCAUCCGAACGGACGUUCCUCAGCUUCAGGCUAUCCAAAUGCAACUCGCCGCAGCAGACCCUGUCGUCCGCUCAAAAUACCACGGUGCCCAACUCAUGCGAGCCAGAUGGGAGCAAGAGAGAAAGCGCCAGGCAACAGGCAAUUGA